Molecule: messenger RNA, 929 nt
Organism: Gekko japonicus
Lineage: Eukaryota; Metazoa; Chordata; Lepidosauria; Squamata; Gekkonidae
Gene: CENPP
Product: centromere protein P
Exons: 9
Coding region: 40-903 (287 amino acids)
Biological process (GO): CENP-A containing chromatin assembly
Cellular component (GO): nucleus; chromosome, centromeric region
Source: RefSeq, a predicted model, not a curated record
CUGGAAGCCAGGUUAGUGCUUGAAUUUUGUGUCUGAAAAAUGAAUAUCAACACUCUUCAGGUUUAUGAAGAUGAAAUCCAGUCUUUGGAAAAAGAAAUUAAGAUGUUAACAGAAGAAUAUGAAUGUAAUCAAUAUGGGUCUUUCACUUAUUCAGACGGGAAGGCAAAGCAAGCCAUGAAAACAAUUAAAAGAAAAUUCAAAGAAGACCCCAAGCAAUAUUACUCUUCUCCAGACCUGAAAACUCAGCUUGCUUUACUGGAAUCGGACUUCUCAUUCUUGAUGAAUUUUACAGGCAUCUGGUUCAAAAAUUAUUCUAGGAAACUGCUGGAGAAAAGUGAAAUUAAGACUGUAUACAAAUGUAGGCUAUCAGGAAAUUGCCAGUCAGUGCCCUUUCAGUUGGAAUUCAGGCUCAUGGAGGAAAAUCAGAGUAACAAAAAUGGUUAUGCUGCGGUUACUGAUCUUAACAUUAUAAUAGAAUCUGAGGAGUCUUCUGAUUUAAACAUGCUUGUAUCCAGAGUUGAAGAGAGUGGAAAUCUUUUGCUGUUUUUCAAAAGCCUCUCCUGUUUUUCUGAGUGGUGUGAAUAUCGGAAAUGUACUCUAUCCCAUUUCAAGAACAAGUAUCCUAACAUUGUAGCACUACCUGAAGGGUUAUUUGGAGACUGCAUGAUUUUGAAGAACACUGAACUUCCAGGAUUUGAGCUAAUGAUUGUUUGGAAGAUACAUGUAGACAAAGAUGGAAAAGUUGUGCCAGUUCUGGAUUUCCUGAGUAAGAUCCCAAUGCCAGUUCUGGAAAACAAGACGUUUGCAUCAGAUAUGCCGCACUGGUUCAGAAGCUUGCUGCAUGUACUUGGGAUAGAGGCUUCCAUUGAAGCUGUGAUCAAGUCACUUUGCAGGGGUAAAUGAAUACUGGGAUAAUGACAAGUUAUGCA